Oppiella nova is the source of this 510-nucleotide messenger RNA. The record is from the annotation of a GenBank genome assembly. NCBI's taxonomy places the organism in Eukaryota, Metazoa, Arthropoda, Arachnida, Sarcoptiformes, Oppiidae.
CUGCAAACCCAUUGCAAUGAAUGUGAUUUCAACCCCAAAAAGCCCGUCCCAUGCGAUGCCGGCUGUGGACUCGUUGUGCCCAAAGACGAGCUCAAGGACCACAACUGUGUCCGAGACCUCCGCCUGUAUGUCGACAAACAGAACGAACAGAUCGCUCGACUGCAGCAGAACUACAAUGACAUCAAACGUGAGGUGAAUAUGUUGAAGGACUGCGUGCGGGCCAUCCGCGCGGCCAACCCUAACGGCAUCCCCGCCAUCGUCGAGAGCUUCGAACACGACGAGGUCGAGCGGUGGACAUCCACUCUGUUGAGGGCGCGGGUGACGCGAUGGGGCGGAAUGAUCAGCACACCCGACGUCUCCCUCCAGGAGUCGGUCCGCAAAGCCCUCAUAGACUCGUCGUCGCCGUUGCAUAUAAUCAAUGAGUUGAUGGAGAACUCACACGAGCGCCGGUGGCCGCCCGGCCUCUCCACCCUCGAGAUCAGACAAAUGAACCGCCGUUUGUAUGACAAC